Molecule: messenger RNA, 2689 nt
Organism: Hipposideros armiger (great roundleaf bat)
Lineage: Eukaryota; Metazoa; Chordata; Mammalia; Chiroptera; Hipposideridae
Gene: FAXDC2
Product: fatty acid hydroxylase domain containing 2
Exons: 9
Coding region: 169-1239 (356 amino acids)
Biological process (GO): lipid biosynthetic process
Molecular function (GO): iron ion binding; oxidoreductase activity
Source: RefSeq, a predicted model, not a curated record
ACCCAAGUAACCACAGGGUUAGGCGUCAGCACUGCCACAGCGGCUGCCAAGGUAGGUGCAGACUGGGAAGAGAAAGCAGGCUUGAACUGUGGCCGGGACCUUGGAGCUGGGAAACAGCCCACUGCAGAGGUGAGCGGGAGCUGCUCUGGAGGGGAGCUGUUUGCCAAGAUGAAGGGAGAAGCUGGAAAUAAGCUACAUGAUGAGAAGCCGAAGCAGGCCUCAGCAGUGAGCUGCGUGUGGAGGCAGGAGGCUAGCGGGGGCCUGACACUUGCUUAUCCACCCCAGGAGGGACACAUCUGGGGCUCCAUGAGGAAGACGGCCUUCAUCCUGGGCUCUGGCCUUCUCUUGCUUGUGGCCUUCUGGAAUUCAGUCACAUGGCACCUUCAGAGAUUUUGGGGCGCUUCUGGCUACUUCUGGCAAGCUCAGUGGGAGAGGCUGCUGUCUACAUUUGAAGGAAGGGAGUGGCUCCUCUUCGUGCUAGGUGCCACCCAGGUGCCCAGUUUGUGCUUCUGGGGCUUCAAUGGGCUGCUACUGGUGGUUGACACAACUGGAAAACCCAGCUUCAUCUCCCGCUACCGAAUUCAGGUUGGCAAGAAUGAACCGGUGGACCCUGUAAAACUACACCAGUCUAUCCGCACAGUGCUCUUCAACCAGUUCACAAUCUCUCUCCCCAUCGUGGUCAUCUUCUACUUCGUCCUCAAGUUGUGGGGAGACCCCUGCCGCCGAGAGCUGCCCACUUUCCACUGGUUCCUCCUGGAGCUAGCCAUCUUCACACUGAUUGAGGAGAUCAUGUUCUACUACUCGCACCGGCUCCUUCACCACCCAGCAUUCUAUAAGAAGAUCCAUAAGAAACACCACGAGUGGACAGCUCCCAUUGGCGUGAUCUCUCUCUACGCCCACCCCAUCGAGCACGUGGUCUCCAACAUGCUGCCGGUGAUAGUGGGUCCCAUGCUCAUGAGUUCCCACUUGUCCUCCAUCACCAUGUGGUUCUCCUUGGCCCUCAUCGUCACCACCAUCUCCCACUGCGGCUACCACCUGCCCUUCCUGCCUUCGCCUGAGUUCCACGACUACCACCAUCUCAAGUUCAACCAGUGCUACGGGGUGCUGGGGGUGCUGGACCACCUCCACGGGACUGACACUGUGUUUAAGCAGACCAAGGCCUAUGAGAGACACGUCCUCCUGUUAGGCUUCACCCCGCUCUCCGAGAGCAUCCCCGACCCCCCGAAGAAGAUGGAGUGAGAGAGGGCCUGAGUGCCAUCUUGGCUGUCCCCUCAGCAGUGGACUGCUAAGGUAGCCUAAGGCUUUCUGAUCGCACUUAAUGACCUGCUCCUUAAGCCACACACGCUAAUGACAGCACUGAGGGCGGGGGGGAGAUCGGCUUCCAGGAAAUUCGGGGUAAUAGUCAUGGGGACCAAGUCCCCAGUGCGCCCCCCCACACACACACAGUGAUAAAAGCUUCAUUUUAACUAUGACCCACUGCAAACAAACAUCACCCCUCUGAAAAAUACCAAUUACAGAGGCUAUUCCCUGGAUUACAACCGAAAUACCAAAGUAGUGCAGACUUCAGCCACACAUGGGGACCAAAGGCCAAGCGCUGUGGGCCGGCUCAGCUGGGAGCCCUUUUACAUAGAGGGGUCAGAGCUGCUGACCUUUGGCGACACUCAACUGAGGCCCCCAACUAGCCUCUCUGAAGCAGGACCAGAGGCUAGCACCCUCUUCUUCCUUUGAGAAGGCAAGGAAAACUUGGCUGAACGAAAGGCCAAAUCCUCAUUUCCCCCCAAAUGAACCCACUGUUUCACCAUUUAUUCGGCAUGAUUUUAGCAAUGAUGCCUUUUCAAACGAAACCUUACCAGGAACCUUAUCUAUAGGAAAACCAGAGCUGCGAGGAUUGAAGCAGUCCUACCCUGGCCUUCCCUCAGCAGCCACUGACACUGCUAGGAACCCUGUGGCUCCUGAGGACAAUUUGAAAGCCUCCCUUAUCAGUUACUAUAUAUUCUUGUAUAUACUUGGGCCUAUUCCUACACUUUGUUUUCCUAUGUCAUGUUCAAGAUCCACUGGAGUUUUAAUAUAAUACUUUAACAUCUGAUAUGGCCGAGUCUCCAGGCAGAACCAUCAAAAAGUAUCUCUUCCUAUCAGCCCUAGGACCCCAGAGGACCUGCCCAGUAGGCCGACUGGACGCUUACCAGGCAGCGUCCUCCCUGGCCUUCCAAAGUCCCACCUCUGGCGUUGGUGGACCAGGCCCCGCCCUAGGACGGCCUGUGCCCUUAGCUUGAAGUGCAAAUUCCAGUACAUCGAUGCUCUAAGUUAUGACAGCUGCUGGCUUGCACCCACAACCUGUCCCUACAAACACACUUGGAUAAUAGCCCAUCUGCAGUAGACUUAAGGGUAGGAAACGAGGAGCUUGGAGAAAGAGGAAGAAUGGAAACAUUUUUUCCCCCCUUUCAGGUCUUUAGAUUUUGAAGUUACUGCAGGAGACCUAGGGGUACAAGAGGUGAGAGACCUCUUCUAGCAGGCAGGGGGGUUGGGCCCUGGCAGAGGGCCCCCAUCCCAUCCUCUUCUGCAUCCAACAGAAUGGUCCUGAGGCUGGUAAACACAUGAGGCUCAAAAGGCCAAGGUCUCCAAUUCCCAGCAGAAAUGUGCAUGUGAAAUGAAGCAGCAUGGAAAAUAAAAUGGUCUCCUUUUAGCUCCA